AGGGUUGGGGCGGCUGCCGCUAGAUGGCUCCAGCGGCUCCCAAGUGGGUGGUGAACGGUGCAAAUGGCGUGGAUGCGGUAGUCGGCGGAAAACUCAUCCCAUUUCCCCCCUGCUUGCACGCUUUCAGCUAUUGCUUUUCCCCAAGAGACCGUUGUGACCCACAUCAACAAUGCCAGCCGUGCGAGGAGAUGGGAUGCGAGGCCUUGCGGUCUUCAUAUCAGAUAUAAGAAAUUGUAAAAGCAAGGAAGCAGAAGUAAAACGUAUCAACAAAGAACUUGCGAACAUUCGGUCCAAGUUCAAAGGUGACAAGACACUAGAUGGUUACCAGAAGAAAAAGUAUGUGUGUAAGCUGCUCUUCAUCUUCCUGCUUGGCCAUGACAUUGACUUUGGCCACAUGGAAGCAGUUAAUCUUCUGUCUUCCAAUAAAUACACAGAGAAACAGAUUGGUUAUUUAUUCAUAUCAGUGCUGGUGAACACAAACAGCGAUCUCAUAAAGCUGAUUGUCCAGAGCAUCAAGAACGACCUUGGCUCGCGUAAUCCAGUACAUGUUAACCUGGCCCUGCAGUGUAUUGCAAACAUUGGCUCGAAGGAGAUGGCAGAUGCGUUUGGCUCGGACAUUCCAAAAUUACUGGUAUCAGGUGAAACGAUGGAUGUAGUGAAACAAUCUGCCGCUCUCUGCCUUUUGCGUUUGUUUCGAACAACUCAAGAAAUUAUUCCUGGUGGAGAAUGGACAUCUCGUAUCAUUCACCUGCUCAAUGAUCAACACAUGGGUGUGGUGACGGCAGCAUGCUCUCUUAUUGAAGCCUUAGUUAAGAAAAAUCCAGAUGAAUAUAAGGGUUGUGUAUCUCUUGCAGUUUCUAGACUUUCCAGAAUAGUAACAGCAAGCUACACAGAUUUGCAAGAUUAUACGUACUACUUUGUUCCUGCCCCUUGGUUAUCAGUGAAGCUUCUCCGGCUCCUCCAGCACUAUCCACCACCCGAAGACCCAGGAGUUCGGGGUCGACUCAAUGAAUGCCUUGACACCAUCCUCAAUAAAGCUCAGGAACCACCCAAGUCUAAAAAAGUUCAACACUCCAAUGCAAAGAAUGCUGUGCUCUUUGAAGCUAUAAGUAUUAUUAUUCACUCAGACAGUGAGCCAAACUUACUGGUGCGAGCUUGUAAUCAGUUGGGUCAAUUUCUCUCUCAUCGUGAGACUAAUCUUCGGUACCUUGCUCUGGAGACCAUGUGUCUUCUGGCCACCUCUGAGUUCUCCCAUGAAGCUGUCAAGAAACACCAAGAAACUGUCAUCAAUGCUCUCAAGACAGAGCGAGAUGUAAGUGUACGUCAAAGAGCUGUGGAUCUGCUAUAUGCCAUGUGUGACAGAAGCAAUGCUGAAGAGAUUGUGCAAGAAAUGCUCAACUAUUUAGAAACUGCAGAUUAUUCUAUUCGUGAAGAGAUGGUGCUAAAAGUGGCCAUCCUGGCGGAGAAGUAUGCCCAGGACUACACGUGGUAUGUUGACGUCAUUCUGAACCUCAUUCGUAUUGCGGGUGACUACGUAUCGGAGGAAGUGUGGUACCGUGUCAUACAGAUAGUCGUCAAUAGAGAGGAUGUCCAAGGUUAUGCUGCGAAGACUGUUUUUGAGGCAUUGCAAGCUCCAGCCUGUCACGAAAACAUGGUCAAAGUUGGGGGUUACAUCUUAGGUGAAUUUGGCAAUUUGAUUGCUGGUGAUUCUAGAUCUGCCCCAGCUGUUCAGUUCCAGCUUCUACACUCUAAGUAUCACCUAUGUUCUGCAGCAACCCGUGCUCUACUACUCACAACGUACAUAAAGUUCAUCAACCUUUUCCCAGAGAUCAAGUCACAAAUUCAAGAUGUUCUUAAGUCAAAUUCUAACCUAAGGUCAUCUGAUGCAGAGUUGCAGCAGAGAGCAUCAGAAUACCUCCAUCUUUCUGUGACCACCACCACUGAUGUUUUGGCCACAGUAUUAGAAGAGAUGCCACCAUUCACUGAAAAGGAGUCAUCCAUCUUGGCAGUAUUGAAGAAGAAAAGUGGUCGGAUGUCGGCUCAAGAGGCUCAGAGAGAAGCUCGGGUGCAGGCGCGGGAAGGUAAUGCAGCACCAGGAACUGAAAAAGCCCAAAAUGCUCAGCUCAAGACGAAACCAUCUUCCAAUGCAGCCUUUCCAAUUCCUCAGCUGAACAAUUCUACGUCUGCGGACCUGUUGGGUCUUUCGACGCCUCCAGCCACUCAGAACAACACACAGAGCAACACAGGUGUGCUUGUGGACGUGUUGGGAGAUCUGUAUGGGAGUGGAGGCACCAACACGCACAAUGGCACCUCUACCCCGUCUUCACUAUCGAUGUCAGGUGCUACAGACAACAUUAAGAAAUUUGUUUGUAAAAACAAUGGUGUUUUAUAUGAAAAUGACAUAAUCCAAAUAGGAAUAAAGUCUGAAUUUCGACAGAAUCUUGGGAGGAUAGGAGUUUUCUAUGGCAACAAAACUUCCAUGCCUUUGCAGGCCUUCAAUCCCACAGUGUCAGUGGGUCCCGUUCAACAGGGAAAGGUUACGGUGCAAGUUAAACCAGUCGAGCCCUCCAUUGAUGCUGGAGCGCAAGUUCAGCAGCUUGUUAACUGUGAAUGUAUUGAGGACUUCAAUGGUCUGCCUGAUUUGACAGUUGGCUUCACGUAUGGCAAUGUUCCGCAACGCCUAGCGCUACAUUUACCACUCUCAUGCAACAAGUUCUUUGAGCCAACAGAUAUGAACGGAGAGUCCUUCUUCGCUCGUUGGAAGAACCUGAGUGGGCCUCUCCAAGAGGCACAAAAGAUCUUCAAAGCAUCUGGGCCAAUGGAAACUGCUUCCAUCAAGACUAAGCUAUUGGGUUUUGGAAUGCAGCUACUGGAGGGCAUUGAUCCAAACCCUGAAAACUUUGUUUGUGCGGCAAUAAUCCACACACGCACACAACAAAUUGGCUGCCUAUUGCGUCUCGAGCCCAACCGCCAAGCCGAGGUCAGUUUUACCAUGUAUCGGCUAACGAUCCGUGCCAGUAAAGAAUCCACGGCACAGAUUUUGGCAGACUUGUUAGCUGAGCAGUUUUAACCCCAAGAGAUCCAUUUCAUGAUAGCUCACAAAUUCCAUCUACAGAAAAACUUUGUGCAAAAUGACCUGCGAUGGUAACAGUGGUGAAAGUAUCACUGAUGCUAGUGAAUUAGUGUCAAUGACUUGGGAUGCAGCAACAUCGAAAUGCCAGGCAGUCUUUUGUCGUGGCAGCAACCUGUCGGCUUGGUGAAAUGUUUGUCGAGAUGGUUAUAGCAGCUCUGAGCCAAGGCAAGUGAAUGGUUUACCAAGAGUGAAUAAUUUUGGCAUAAUACCAGAAAAUAAUGCCAGAUGCUUUAAAGUGUCAUCAGGUAUUCCCCAGUGAUGCUUUUAGUCAUUUUUGUUAUUCUAGUUAUGUAAUUGACUGACAUCAUUAGGCAAUCAUAUGUACCAGGGCUCUUCUUAUAUUAGUUACUAUUUGACAAAUGAAGGUAUUUUUAAGUUUAUAAUUGCUGCAUUGUUUAAGUGCUGUUGGCGAUGAAUUCAUUUCAUGGAUUAAAACUUCUCUGAAAUUGUCAGCCUGAAUUUCUCAUGCGUGAUUGUUUAAAAGUUUUGUCACUUCUGGUGUGCCAAUAGCUGUAUUAAGGUUACUGGUUAAUCAAGACUCCAGUUAGUAAUAGGAUUAGAGGCCAGCAUGAGGAUAUUUGUGAAACCCAGUCACAGUUACAAGUUGUAGUGUGUAGAUAUUAGCAGUGAUGAAUGUGUGUAUGCGUGUAUAGCGGGUGAGGGGGGGGGGAGGUAUAGGGAAGAAGUUGAUGUGACUUGGUGCGAAUAUCCUCUUGUCUGUUUGGUUUUGAAUCCUGGUGGAUAACAUUGAAUGCAGUAUAUUACUACUUUAAUAUUAUCAAAUUUCCAAACAUUCAAUUAUGCAUUUCUGAUUAAUAUAUUAGUUUUGACAAUACCUUUCAAAUUACUCAUUGGCAUUAACUUAUUUGCUAUAAUGUAACCCCAAGUUACACUGGUCUUAGAGAAAGUGAUACCUUGUUGAUUACACAGUUUUGCACAUUACUCGAGCUUGUCAAUGAUGGACUUGCCAUUGCUUAAUAUUAUUAAAAUUGACAGUAGAUCUUUAAGAAGAGUCUGGUGAUAUUUUGUGGCGGCAGAAGUGUUGUGAUCGUCGGUGGUCAGUUCCAGCAUCCUGUUCAUAGUUGUAAAGAAACCCGUGUAUCAGUAGCUCCAUUCCUCGUGUGUGGAUUCAUUAAUGUCAAAUAAUUGGAAAUGCAUGAAAGGAGGUGCAGAGAUCAUUAUUGUAUAGAGUUUAUCCUAAAGUAGGUUAUUACUGUAGACUUCAUAUCAAAUUGUAAUUAUGAACUAUUUUGGUUCUUAUUGUGCAUUAUUGGGCAGCAAAGACAUACUGUAUUAUAUGAAGACACUGGUCAGAGGUAUAGCUAGUAGUUGAGAGGUUGUCUGGGCCUUGAAUCAUGUGAAAUGUCUCCUCUUAAUGUAAAUGUUACUUUUGAUAUUUUCUCAGCUGCAGAGGCUUUUCUGAGCAAUAGAGAGACUUUGCAAAGCUUUCAACUUCGACUUUUGAAAUUAUCCAGUGUUAUACAGUACUUCGAAUUUAAGAAGCUUUUUGCAAAUUCUGUAUCCAAGUGGAAUGGAUCUUGGGAUCUUGGGCAAGCUCGAGCUCGAGGCCUUUCGUAGGCGUUAAAUGAGUUCUCGUUUUCCUGAUGGUUAACACAGUUGUUUGCCUUUAGUCAAUACCGAUGUGUGAGAAAGCUAUGACAAUGGUCAUGAGGUGGCUGACAGUAAAAUCUGCAAAUGGGAAAAUUAUUCAAAUAGCUCUAUAUUAUUAAACUAGGGACAGGUUUUUGAUCGAGUUUACUACUGGUAAUAUUUGAGCCAUUCAGUCUUUACCUUGACCCUAAUGAGUUGUCUGUAUUUCUGAUAUACAAUAAUUCCUCCUCCAUUGAAAGAUUUUAUUUUCGCACCAUUGACUUUUUAUUUGUAAGAUGUAAAAACAGUUGUAGGCAAGAACCUUUUGUCAUGAGCCAGGGAUCUUGUUACUGUAAAUGCUGCUAAGUUCUAAUGGUGGUUCUUGAUGUUAAGCUCAUGAAAGUUCCUGUCACAAAGUUCGUGACAGCUGUAGUCAAACCAGUUCUAGGAUAAUAGAAAUGACAAUGAAAAGUAAUUAAAAAAUGUUUGAUUUUUUUCUUGUCAAACGAUUGUAAAUUAAAAGUUUGGCCUUAGCCCAUUCAUGUCUAAAUUUAAAAAAAAUGUAAAUAAAGUAUUCGCAUAAAUUUAGUUAGUUACACAUUUAUCUAUGUUACUUCUGUAUAUCAGAGGACUCAUAAGGCUGUUUAACAAAUGUAAAGCGUUACAGUAGAUAUAUACCCGAGCUUUUCAACCAUGUGUUGUUGAUGCUCAGUACAGAACAAAUUCAUUACAAAUGUCGGAUCCUGUCUGUAAAUGGGGAAAUCUGUGAGCUGACUGAUUGCGUCUUAGCAAAUUUAUUCAUUAAAUCUUGAAAUGAUCAUCUCUGAUAGAUCUAGACUUAUUUGUACACUUUUGGGAUUAUAAGAUUAAUUUAGUCAGUCUGAAUUAUAGUGAAAAUAUUGUUUUACUUCGUAAUAAUGCAAAAAUUAUUUUCAGGAAAGCUUUCAUGCUCUACUACUUUGGUAUUUAUAAAUAUAGGUUGAAGUAGCUAAAAAAUGUAUAGUUUAACAGAUUCUCAGCCUUGGAUAGCAUGGAUGAGAUUGCAUGUUUGCAGUCUUGUCAUCUUUUCAGGUAAUAUAUAGAGCAGGUGGAUUAUCAGUGACAGAGAUCCUAAUUUUGAUGUAAAGGAAUUAUGUCAAUAAUUUUGUAUCUUCUAAUUAAGGAUUAUAUUUGUAACGAGCUGUGACCUUAACGUUAUUGACUGCGUGUAAAGUUUUAUUUGUUAUUUUUUUUUUUUUUUUUUUUUUUUAACAUUAUGAAAGGUAGAAUCAGUGGCUUAAUCAAGAGGAUAAUUACUGGGACCCAGUUCAUUGUCAGGUAUUGAAUAGGAGAUUGAGUUAACAGCACAUUUUACCAAAAUUGCAUAUUCCUGUUGUAGUGUAGCACCAGCCUAGUCAGCUGAUUUCCUCCACCUUGCUGCAUGUCUGCGUUUCUUGUCGGGGCAUCAUGCCCAGUAGGGUUUUAUAACAGACUUUUUCUUAGACAUUCCAUUCAGACAUGUAGCAUUUGAUUUAUUUGCUUUAUGAUGUAGACUUCUGCUUCGUGGGAUACUGAGAGCGAGCUUGUAUAUGCAGCACAUUCACCAGCAGAACAUUUAUGACAAAAUUGCUGUUAUCUUGAUUGCCUUAUUAGUCAAGGCAAUGAACCAUUGGUAGUAACUGGUCUCUAAUUAAAAGUUUAUACUGUAUAGGAACAUCUCGCUUAAAACAACAAGUCUGUUGCGUAAUAAUGAGUCACACGUAAUCUCAAGAGGUGGUUGAUGAGUUGUUAAUGAACUUGUUAAAAGUGUGUUGUAUGGUAUAUUGUAGUGUAGGUGUGAGACAGUGGCAUACAUUACUCCAGUAUGGUCUGCCUUGUAACAUGUGACGUGGCAGUUGAUGUUGAUUGUAUCAUUUGCAACCAAUCAUAACUAACUGCCUGCACAAACCUAUUGAGGAGCUUUAUUUUGUUGGAUAAAUAAAAGUAAAUAAUGGCAAUUAAGGUGUGUUCUGGGAGUGGUGAUGCAGUGGAUGGUACGAAACUGUAAAUGUUACUACUGAUUACUUUGAGGUACUGUAUUAAGAAUGCUCUUUUGGGUUCAAAAGAAGGUAUGGGGGUAAUUGAGAACAUUGUUGUAUUCACUGAUCCUCCCAGAAUGUUAAAAAUUCGGCUCUGGUCAAUAUAAACAUAAACAGGAAAUGUUGAAGAAUAUGGUUUUUGAGAAAACCAAGGAAACGGUUCUGCACUAUUUUGUUUUUUGGUAUGAUGUAGUUUUUAUAUUAGACAUAAUGGAAUUAAGUAAAUUUUGCUGAUUAAAAACCAAACAAAAAGAAGUCCCAACAAAUGGAUUUGACUGGACACAUGUGUUUGUGUGUGUGUGUACAUGUAUAUAUAUUUACAUAUGCAUGUGUAUACACACUUGUAUGCACAUAUUGACAAAUUAUGACAUAAUUUAAUGCAUUUAAUAAACCGAAUGGUAAAAUAAUAAUGAAAAAAGGGUAACUUAGAGUUGGUACUGCUAACUUUACAUGUGCAGAGUGUUCCCCUGAGGUUUCUUUCAGAGCCAUGAUGUGUUCCAUAUUGAAAUCAUUGUAUGUAAGUGAAUGGUAAAUAAAUGUGUAUAUUAC
Molecule: messenger RNA, 7329 nt
Organism: Procambarus clarkii (red swamp crayfish)
Lineage: Eukaryota; Metazoa; Arthropoda; Malacostraca; Decapoda; Cambaridae
Gene: AP-2alpha
Product: adaptor protein complex 2, subunit alpha
Biological process (GO): intracellular protein transport; clathrin-dependent endocytosis
Cellular component (GO): membrane coat; AP-2 adaptor complex
Molecular function (GO): clathrin-cargo adaptor activity
Source: RefSeq, a predicted model, not a curated record